AUGCCUUCAUCAAGGAACACCCCCUUGCGAGAGCGCAAGCGCCCAACGGCAGCGAUCAACAAAGAUAUUGGCGAUGUCGAUUCAAACGAUAAUAAUAAUAAUGUUGGCGACAGCGGCAACAACGACAGCAUACACCCGACGCACCGGGCCCAUAGCGGUUCGGUCUCUGAAAGGCGAAACGAAGGCACGGCGGAUGGCAGCUCAGCGAAGAGACAACGUCAGGUCCAACCCCGUGAUCAUACUUCAAGAGCUCUCCCUCGCUCUGUGAGCUCGUCAUCGCCAUCACCAGUGUCCGAGAAGGCUGUUCCGACUACCCAAGUCGAGAUCCAUCUCUCCAGCCUAAAAACGAAUACUAUUGUACAAGUAGUCAAAGGCUUCACAUCCAGAUAUCCGGAGCUUGCCAUGAUUCACUUGCCCACCCUACUCAAAGGAUUCGGCGUCUCCCAAGAGGCAGAGAUCUCACAAGGCACUCAAGGUCAGAAACUAUGUCAACAGGAAUAUCGAGUCUUGAUGGCAGCCAUACUUGCAGCAUUUACGGCAUCCGGUGAUCGAGUUUCGCAUAAUGAAUUGUACGAACGCAGAGUUUAUGAGAGCUACGCUGAAAAGCUGUUAUCAAUCAUGGCUUUCACAAGUCCGCAUAUGCUUGUUGCCCAGGCACUUCUUAUCAUAGCACUGCUCAAGGGCAGCUCGUUUGACCUGCAUAAAGCAUGGAUGUAUUGCGGUGCGUAG
Messenger RNA from Penicillium waksmanii, 729 nucleotides. Its product is annotated as fungal specific transcription factor domain-containing protein. The record is from RefSeq and is a predicted model, not a curated record. The transcript has 2 exons. Bases 1 to 729 code for a protein of 242 amino acids. Lineage: Eukaryota; Fungi; Ascomycota; Eurotiomycetes; Eurotiales; Aspergillaceae.